AUGCUCAACCAGGAGGAAACCAAUACGCCGGAUGGCACACAAUUAUCCUCAACCACAGACUACAGUCUAGUGGAGCCCCUACCUCAAAAUGUCAGGUCGGAGGCCAUUGAAACCGGUGGACCUUUGGUUGAACGCGGGCCUUAUCGACUUCAGCUUGACAUCGGCAGCAAAUGGGAUCCCGCUCUGUGGAACCUGUCACACGCAAUUUGA
This is a messenger RNA of Penicillium vulpinum, 210 nucleotides long. RefSeq lists its product as uncharacterized. The coding region runs from base 1 to 210 and encodes 69 amino acids. The record is from RefSeq and is a predicted model, not a curated record. NCBI's taxonomy places the organism in Eukaryota, Fungi, Ascomycota, Eurotiomycetes, Eurotiales, Aspergillaceae. The transcript has 2 exons.